CGCUGGCGGGUUGAGCGAAGGCAGAUCAGCAACAUUCGCCGAGCCGCAUGAUGAACUCCCUGCGAAUAUGGUUCUACAGACCGAAGAAGGAAGAUAAUUCAGCCCUUGCACAGUUCUACUGGGCCGAUCAAGAGCUCAAUCUUGUGGCUACCGAGUUGGACAGCUUUGACGGCCGAAAGGACCCAGAGCGAUGUUCUGCAUUGAUCAACCAACUUCGUGUCUGUCAGGAUAGGGUGCUAGGGAUUUGCAAUGACAUCAUGGAUGAAGCCAUCCCCAAUGCUCGAGCGAAUCGAGACUUCCGUGCAAAGUUUCCCGAUGAUGUGCUGCAGGAAAACAUGUCUGGCCUGCUUUGGUUUGGUGCUGAGUGUCUUGCUGCGGGCUCAAAUAUUAUGAACAGAGAGCAGGAGAGCUCUCAGAUGAGGCCAUUGGCGAGGGCUCUUACAAGGUCUUUGGACAAUGUUCGCUGCCUUUUACGGGAACAGUGCUUUCGAAACCUGCAUGAAUACCCAGAAAAGCUGAAAGAAUCAUUGAAGACAUUCGACAGGCUCUUUGCUGAGUUUGAAUUGAGUUAUGUGAGUGCUAUUUUACCUGUGAAAUCUGCCAAAGAAUACCACUUGCAGCAAGAAGUUGUGGUAUUGUUUUCAGAAACAUUGCAAAGAGCGAUUGAGGUGAGGCUAGUUCCCCAGGAGAUGGUGGAGACAUAUGAUCCAGCACUUAUGUUCACCAUUCCAAGGCUGGCUAUUGUUGCUGGGCUGGUGCUUUUUCCUGAUGGCCCUUUGAAUGUUGACAAGGACUCUUCAAGCCUUUCAGAAUUGUUUCGGCCAUUCUACAGUCUUCUAUGCAAAAUCCGGGAAUUGCUGUGGACUUUGUCACGGGAAGAGCUGUGGCUUCUAGAAAAACCUUAUGCCAACUUGAAGAGCCUAAAGCGUGUGUCACAUCAAAACAGUGGUCAUUUGGUACAGAUGAAUAUAUAGGACUGGACUC
Molecule: messenger RNA, 984 nt
Organism: Rhipicephalus microplus (southern cattle tick)
Lineage: Eukaryota; Metazoa; Arthropoda; Arachnida; Ixodida; Ixodidae
Product: lateral signaling target protein 2 homolog
Cellular component (GO): early endosome membrane
Source: RefSeq, a predicted model, not a curated record